Messenger RNA from Oppia nitens, 3629 nucleotides. Its product is annotated as copper-transporting ATPase 1-like. The record is from RefSeq and is a predicted model, not a curated record. NCBI's taxonomy places the organism in Eukaryota, Metazoa, Arthropoda, Arachnida, Sarcoptiformes, Oppiidae. Gene Ontology annotation, molecular function: ATP binding; P-type divalent copper transporter activity; copper ion binding. The transcript has 4 exons. Gene Ontology annotation, cellular component: membrane. Gene Ontology annotation, biological process: monoatomic cation transport; copper ion homeostasis. Bases 78 to 3629 code for a protein of 1183 amino acids.
AAAUUACAAGUGAAUAAUAAAAUCAAUCAAUUUGUUUGAGCGUUUUAGUUAACAACAAACUAAAAAACAAAAAAGUGAUGACAAAAGUGGUACUAAAUUUGCAGAUAACUGGCCUCCGAUGCCAGUCGUGUGUCCAGAAACUCAAGACACUGGUCGCUGAAGUCGACGGUAUCGACAGCCUGGAGAUAGUGUCGGCCGAUGUUAAGACUGGCCAAACAAUUGUUGUCUACGAUCCGGAUGUGAUCGAUGCCGACCAGAUUUGCCAACUGAUCCGUACGGAUAGCCAAUUGAAUGUUACGGUCGAUUUGGUUGAAACAGAUUUUGUCGACAACAACAACGAAACCUGUCCUACGGUUACAACAACACCAACAAGACAUGAAACUAUCGGUAAUUGUCGUAAUAAUAGUCCCAAAAAGUUGACCACCGAUACUGAUCAUCAGCAACAGCAGCGGUCAGCGACAAAAUUAAAGACACACCAAAAAAGUGAUUUAGACAUUAGUAGUUACGAACCGCACGUACGGCCAGUCAAGUGUUAUCUACAGAUACGGGGUAUGACCUGCGCAUCGUGUGUGGCCAACAUCGAGAAACAGUUGAUGAAAACCAAGGGUGUGCUGAGCGCAUUGGUAGCGCUGAUGGCCCAGAAAGGAGACAUUGAAUACAAUCCACGUCUGAUAACACCCGACAGGAUUGCCGAAGUAGUUGAUGAUAUGGGUUUUGAGGCCACUGUCAUCGAUCGGGAUGUAGGCGCCGGCGGCGACGCAUUGCACGACAUAACACUGCAUGUAUUGGGGAUCAGCUCCGAGAAGGAUCUCGAGGUUCUGGAGAAGGAACUCGCGAAACGAUUUGGUGUCAAACGUGUGGACAUUAUCAGCAGAGGAGGAGGAGGAGGAAGACAACGGGCAUCGGCGGUGGCGGACGACGAGGACAAACAACAACAACAUCGGGUCAAAGUAUGGUACGAUCCGGAAUUGGUCGGCGCACGCGAUAUUGUUAACUGUGUCGAACAAAUGGACCGCGGAUUUACCGCAUAUCCGGUUACCGAUACGGCCGUCGGCAGUAAUUCUACCGACCAGGCCAUGCGACACGAAGUACGCAAAUGGCGAAACAGUUUUCUGGUUUCACUUGUAUUUGGCGUACCGACUAUACUGACAAUGAUUAUCUUCAUGUAUGUCCUGCCGCACGAUAAUGGCGGCCAUUGCUGUCUGGCUCCGGGCCUAUCGCUCGAGAACCUCAUACUGUUGGUACUGUCCACUUUGGUCCAGUUUAUCGGCGGUCGACAUUUCUAUGUCCAAGCCUAUCGGGCCUUGAAACACGGUACGGCCAAUAUGGACGUCCUGAUAAUGCUGGCCACUACCAUCGCGUACUUCUACAGUGUAGCCAUUUUGCUCUACUAUAUGGCCCGUGGUUUUCAGGCCAGUCCGCUAACGUUUUUCGACACACCACCCAUGCUAUUGGUGUUUAUAGCGUUGGGUCGUUGGCUGGAAUGUAUGGCCAAACGUAAGACAUCCGAAGCACUGGCGCAGCUGAUGUCACUGCAGGCUACCGAAGCCAAUCUGGUCGAAAAAACUAGUACCGGUAGUAGUGGUGGCCAAUCGGUAGAAAUCCGGCCGAUACCCGUUGAUCUGGUCCAGAGAGGCGAUCUAUUGAAAGUGUUUUCCGGCGGCAAAAUACCGGUCGACGGACGUGUCAUCGAAGGCGAAUCAAUGGUCGACGAGUCGCUGAUUACCGGCGAGUCGUUGCCGGUACACAAAAAAGUCGGUUCGCUAGUCAUCGGCGGUUCAAUCAAUCAGAAAGGAGUACUAGUAAUGGCCGCCACACACGUCGGCAAAGAUACAACACUGGCCCAGAUUGUCAAACUCAUUGAAGAGGCCCAGACAUCGAAAGCACCGAUACAACAGUUGGCCGACCAGAUUGCCGGCUAUUUUGUACCGUUUGUAUUGUUAACUUCAUUGGUAACGCUGUCGGUAUGGAUGGCCAUCGGUAAUGUCUACUUUGAUUAUAUCUAUCAACAAAAUCCCGAUCUCUACGAGGCUAUGGAUCGCCAGGAAGUGAUCAUACAGUUUGCCUUCCAGUGCGCACUCAACGUACUGACCAUUGCCUGUCCCUGUGCUCUCGGAUUGGCCACACCGACUGCCGUUAUGGUUGGCACAGGAAUCGGUGCCGUCAACGGUAUACUCAUCAAAGGUGCCGAACCACUGGAAAAUGCCCACAAACUCGGAGCCGUCAUAUUCGACAAAACGGGAACCAUUACUUACGGCAAACCAGUAGUAACCAAAGUCAUAGUCAUCACCCGAUUCGCUGACCAACGUUCACUGCAACGUAUGUUUGCCGCUGUAGGCAUUGCCGAAGCCAAUAGUCAACAUCCGAUUGGUAAUGCUGUGUCCAAAAUGGUUGAUAAAUUGUUUCAGUUGGACACCGAUCGGACAUCGAACAGUGUUUAUGGCAAAUGCGAUGAAUUUGUUGCCGAACCCGGUUUCGGUAUCCGAUGUUCGGUCAGCCGAAAAACCAUUGAUGAGAUCGUAAGCGACGAAAACUUUCUGAUCGACGAUACUGACGAUGGAUAUCAACUGAAGACUACUAUCAGUGCCGAUGAAGAGUUCAACACUGAUAUCGUCUAUUUGUAUGAACAACGGUCACCGAUACAGCUAAAGGCCGAUAGUUUUCAAGUGGUUAUCGGUAAUCGCAAAUGGAUUGCCAACAACGGUAUGUCAGUGACCGAUGAAGUGGACACCGAAAUGCGUCUACUCGAAGAUAACGGCCAAACAGUAUUUUUGUGCGCUAUCGAUGGCCACGUUGUCUGUGCACUGGCAGUAGCCGAUCCAAUCAAACCCGAAGCCCAGUUAACUAUCUACCAGUUACGCAAUCGGCUGGGACUGGAAGUAAUAUUGUUGACCGGCGACAAUCUGAACUCGGCUACAGCUAUUGCCCGCCAGUGUGGACUCAAACGUGUAUUUGCCGAAGUACUGCCGUCGCACAAAGUGGCCAAAGUCCGAGAGUUUCAGUCGCGCGGCCUGAAGGUGGCAAUGGUUGGCGACGGUGUUAACGAUUCGCCAGCACUGGCGCAGGCAGACGUCGGCAUUGCCAUUGCCAACGGUACCGAUGUGGCGGUCGAAGCGGCCAAUAUUGUCUUAGUUCGGAACGAUUUGCUUGACGUCUACGCGACCAUUGAUUUGUCCCGAAAGACUGUCCGCCGAAUUCGUCUCAACUUUUUGUUUGCCAUUGUCUACAAUCUAAUUGGUAUACCAUUGGCUGCCGGUCUGUUUCUACGCUGGUCACUGGUUUUGCAGCCAUGGAUGGGCGCCGCAGCUAUGGCCGCCUCGUCGGUAACGGUAGUCUGUUCGUCGCUAUUGUUGAGACUCUAUCGUAAACCCAGUCGUCAGGAGUUGGAAACCGCUGACGAAUAUCGGAAAUAUUUACAGCGAUUGAACGCAAGACAUCGUCUACGACACGACUUGGACUCACUAUCGUUACAUCGCGGCGAUGACAGUGUCGGUGUCGUCGGCGGCAUCGGAGGAUCGGCUGCUGACUCCAGGAGACCAUUGCUACGCAAGUCGACGACUGGCAACAAUAGGACGACUGACGUCACCGAUAUGUCGUCGUCGUCAUCACCGAAAUCAUUGUAUACUUAA